CACUCCUCGGACCUUACAAUCAGUGCGAACGACGAAGCCACAGCGAAAGAUUUAUGCAUGUGUACUCAAAAGUAAAAUAAAUAAAUAUGUUUUGUCUCGUAUCUUCGAAGAAUGAAGCGAAACGUUAUCGGCAUAUGUAUCUUUUGCAUGCCAUUCAUUCGGUAAGGUGUCUUGUUGAAUCUCAGUUGCGUUCAGGCGGCUUCUCCAGCUCACUAACCUAAAAGAGAGUGCAGCUAAGCUGUUUUCGGCCGCUAUAGAAACCGAGACCGUUGAUAAUUAUAAGUGGAUGCAAUGCAAGAAUGGCACAAGAUAUCUUUAAUACUCUGCGGAUUUGGAUUCUUGAGAGAUAUUCGCCCAUCUGAACCAUUCGUGACGGAGUAUAUUCUAGGACCAUGGCGGAAUGUUACCGAGCAAGAGCUCAAUCAGGACGUUUAUCCUGUAUCAACAUAUGGAUACUUAGCACAGCUGAUAUUAGUUUUCCUAAUAACGGAUUUUUUAAGAUAUAAGCCAUUGAUAAUUUUAAUGGGAUGUUGUGGAAUUAUUAUUUGGAGUUUACUUCUAUGGACGACAUCUAUAUUGGCCCUACAAAUUUUAGAAUUCUUUUAUGGAACAUACAUGGCAACAGAAGUGGCAUAUUAUACUUACAUGUAUGCUAAAGUCGAUAAGGCGAAUUAUAUAAAAGUAACAUCAUAUACGAGAGUCGCUAUGCUGAUUGGAAAACUUAUUGCAAGUAUUUCAGGACAAGCUCUAAUUUACUUCAGCCUGAUGGACUAUCGAGAUCUAAACUAUAUAACAUUGGCUGCUCAAAUUCUGGCAACUGCCUGGGCUUUCUUCCUGCCUGGUUCGAAAACAAGCUUGUAUUUCCACCGCAAGCGGGAGACUGGAUCAAUGGAAGACGGAUUGAAUGAAGAUCAAAAUGCAGUCGGGACUACAGAUAACAUUAAAGGAGCAUUUCAACUGCUUUGGCUCCAUUUUCGUAACGCCUAUACCAAUAGUAUGGUAUUGCAGUGGAGUCUGUGGUAUAUUGUAAAUUUAUGUGGAUAUCUGCAAGUGGUGAAUUACAUUCAAGUUCUGUGGAAAGUUAUAGAUAGUAGCCCAUUGGUUGUGUGGAAUGGGGCCGUAGACGCGAUAUUAACGCUGCUUGGGGCAGGGCUCUCAUUGGCAGCGGGUUAUAUUUUCACAGGAAAAACGAAUGUACGUGCCAGUUUACUUACCCUAGCUAUACUGACAAUUAUUGAAGGACUCUGUUUGCUUUUAACUUCACAAACGACGGUACUGUACUGGUCAUACGCUGGAUACAUUUGUUUCGGAGCCCUUUUCACAUUCACAGUGACAGUCUCUAGCUCUGAAGUAUCGCGUCAUUUACAAGAAGAGAGCUAUGGACUUGUCUUCGGAUUCAACACUUUCAUUGCGCUUAUUAUGCAAACUAUUUUGACUGUGAUUGUAGUGUCUAAGGAUGGAUUCGCGUUGGGUGUCAUAGCCCAAUUUACUGUAUAUACGUUUUAUUUCCUAGUUGUAGGAAUAGUAUAUUUACUAGUUGUAUUAGUAAACUAUGCUGUCAGAUAUUUUUUACCGAAUGAGAAGUUGGAAUUAUCUACGUUUGAUGCAAAGAGUGAGGAUAUCAAAAAUUCAGACUCUUAGAAAAGAUAAUACUUAAGUGCAAAAAUAUAAUAAACUUGAAAGGAAA
This is a messenger RNA of Hermetia illucens (black soldier fly), 1687 nucleotides long. Its product is annotated as thiamine transporter 1-like. The record is from RefSeq and is a predicted model, not a curated record. The transcript has 7 exons. Gene Ontology annotation, molecular function: vitamin transmembrane transporter activity. Gene Ontology annotation, cellular component: plasma membrane. Bases 292 to 1641 code for a protein of 449 amino acids. Lineage: Eukaryota; Metazoa; Arthropoda; Insecta; Diptera; Stratiomyidae. Gene Ontology annotation, biological process: transmembrane transport; vitamin transport.